Odobenus rosmarus divergens (Pacific walrus) is the source of this 3306-nucleotide messenger RNA. RefSeq names its product proline, glutamate and leucine rich protein 1 (gene PELP1). Gene Ontology annotation, biological process: rRNA processing. The record is from RefSeq and is a predicted model, not a curated record. Gene Ontology annotation, cellular component: nucleus. The transcript has 18 exons. Lineage: Eukaryota; Metazoa; Chordata; Mammalia; Carnivora; Odobenidae. Bases 1 to 3306 code for a protein of 1101 amino acids.
AUGGCGGCAGCCGUUCUGAGCGGGCCCUCGGCGGGCUCCGCGGCCGGGGUGCCCGGCGGGACCGGGGGUCUCUCGGCGGUGGGCUCGGGCCCGCGUCUCCGCCUGCUGCUGCUAGAGAGCGUGUCCGGGUUGCUGCAGCCGCGCGCGGGGAGCGCCGUGGCGCCUGUGCAUCCCCCGGUGCGCUCGGCCCCGCACUUGCCCGGGCUCAUGUGCCUCCUGCGGCUGCAUGGGACGGUGGGCGGGGCCCAGAACCUGUCAGCCGUCGGGGCGUUGGUGGGUCUCAGUAACGCACGGCUCGGUUCCAUCAAAACCCGGUUUGAGGGCCUGUGUCUGCUGUCCCUGCUGGUGGGGGAGAGCCCCACGGAGAUGUUCCAGCAGCACUGCGUGUCCUGGCUCCGGAGCAUUCAGCAGGUCCUGCAGUCCCAGGACCCACCCCCCACAAUGGAGCUGGCUGUGGCUGUCCUGAGGGACCUGCUCCGCUAUGCCGCCCAGCUGCCCACGCUCUUCCGGGACAUCUCCAUGAACCACCUCCCCGGCCUCCUCACCUCCCUGCUGGGCCUCAGGCCGGAGUGUGAGCUCUCCGCGCUGGAGGGAAUGAAGGCGUGCAUGACCUACUUUCCUCGGGCCUGUGGGUCUCUCAGAGGCAAGCUGGCCUCGUUUUUCCUGUCCCGGGUGGAUGCCCUGAGCCCUCAGCUCCAGCAGCUGGCCUGUGAGUGUUACUCCCGGCUGCCGUCGCUGGGGGCCGGCUUCUCCCAGGGCCUGAAGCACACGGAGAGCUGGCAGCAGGAGCUGCGUAGCCUGCUGGCCUCCCUGCACAGCCUGCUGGGGGCCCUGUACGAGGGCGCAGAGACGGCCCCUGUGCAGUAUGAGGGCCCCGGGGUGGAGGUGCUGCUCACGCCCUCGGAGGAUGGGGACGCGCACGCCCUCCUCCGGCUCCGACAGCGCUUCUGCGGACUGGCCCGCUGCCUGGGGCUCAUGCUCAGCUCUGAGUUUGGGGCUCCCGUGUCCGUCCCUGUGCAGGAAAUCCUGGACGUCAUCUGCCGGACACUCAGCAUCAGCGCGAAGAACAUCAGCUUGCUCGGAGAUGGUCCCCUGCGGCUGUUACUUCUCCCCUCCAUCCACCUGGACGCCUUGGACCUGCUCUCCGCACUCAUUCUCGCGUGUGGAGGCCGCCUCUUGCGCUUCGGGGGCCUGAUCAGCCGCCUGCUUCCCCAGGUCCUCAAUGCCUGGAACCUGGGUAGGGAUACCCUCUCUCCAGGCCAGGAGAGGCCUUACAGCACCGUGCGGACCAAGGUGUACGCAGUGCUGGAGCUGUGGGUGCAGGUGUGUGGGGCCUCGGCAGGAGUGCUGCAGGGGGGCGCCUCGGGGGAGGCCCUGCUCUCCCACCUGCUCAGUGACAUCUCCCCGCCGGCGGAUGCUCUGAAGCUGCGCAGCCCGCGGGGGAGCCCGGACGGGGGACUGCAGACCGGGAAGCCCAGCGCUCCCAAGAAGCUGAAGCUGGAUCUAGGGGAGGCCAUGGCCCCGCCCAGCCACCGGAAGGGGGACAGCAACGCCAACAGUGACGUGUGCGCGGCCGCUUUGAGAGGCCUCAGCCGGACCGUUCUCAUGUGCGGGCCCCUCAUCAAGGAGGAGACUCACAGGAGACUGCACGACUUGGUCGUGCCCCUGGUCAUGGGGCUGCAGCGGGGCGAGACCCUGGGCAGCUCCCCAUACACCAGCUCCCGUUGCCGCCAGGAGCUGUACCGCCUGCUGCUGGCCCUGCUGCUGGCGCCGUCCCCCCGCUGCCCGCCCCCGCUCGCCUGCGCCCUGCAGGCCUUCUCUCUCGGCCAGCGCGAGGACAGCCUCGAGGUGUCGUCCUUCUGCUCGGAAGCGCUGGUGGUCUGUGCUGCCCUGACCCACCCCCGGGUUCCUCCCCUGCAGCCCACCGGCCCCCCCUGCCCCACGCCUGCCCCCGUCCCCCCUCCUGAGGCCCCGUCUCCGUUCAGGGCCCCCCCCUUCCAUCCCCCGGCGGGCCCCCCGCCCCCGGCACGGCCCGGACCUCCAGCCGCAGCCAACCACUUAGGCUUGUCUGUCCCGGGCCUGGUGUCCGUACCCCCCCGGCUCCUUCCCGGCCCUGAGAACCACCGGGCCAGCUCAAAUGAGGACCCCGUGCUUGCCCCGGGCGGCAGCCCUCCGCCCGCUCUGCCCCCGGAUGAGACUUUUGGGGGCCGAGUGCCCAGGCCGGCCUUCGUCCACUACGAUAAGGAGGAGGCGUCCGACGUGGAGAUUUCCUUGGAAAGCGACUCAGACGACAGCGUGGUGAUCGUGCCCGAGGGGCUGCCGCCCCUGCCGCCCGCGCCCCCCUCGGGCGCCACACCCCCGCCUGCGGCUCCAGCCGGGCCCCCCACGGCCUCCCCUCCUGUGCCCGCCAAGGAGGAGCCUGAGGAGCUUCCCGCGGCCCCGGGGCCUCUCCCGCCCCCGCCGCCCCCGCCCGCGCCGGGCCCGGUGGCGCUGCCGCCCCCCCAGCUGGUCGCUGAAGGGACUCCUGGCGGCGGGGGGCCCCCCUCCCUGGAGGAAGACCUGACGGUCAUUAACAUCAACAGCAGCGACGAGGAGGAGGAGGAAGAGGAGGAGGAGGAGGAGGAGGAGGAGGACUUUGAGGAGGAGGAAGAGGAGGAGGAGGAGUACUUUGAGGAAGAGGAGGAGGAGUUCGAGGAGGAGUUCGAGGAGGACGAAGGGGAGUUGGAGGAGGACGACGACGACGACGAGGACGACGACGAGCUGGAGGAGCUGGACGAGGCGGGGUUCGGCCCCGCGGGGGCGCCGGCGGGAGACGGGGGUCCUGCGCCGCCAAGCCCCGCCCCGGCUCCGCCCCCUGCCCAGUCCCCGGCCACGCGGCCGGCUCCCGAGGCGGAGCCCGGGCUGCUGCUGGAGGUGGAGGAGCCCGCGGAGGAAGAGGAGGAGGGAGGGGAGGGGCCGGGGGCCCGGGCCGCCCCCACGCUGGCCCCCGAGGUGCUGCCCUCGCAGGGGGAGGGGCCGCAGGCCACAGGGAGCCCCCCGGCCGGGCCGCCCCCGCAGGAGCUUGUGGAGGAGGAGCCCUCGGCUCCCCCGACGCUGCUGGAGGAGGGGACUGACAGUGGGGGUGACAGGGUGCCGCCGCCCCCCCCAGAGACACCCGCCGCGGAGGAGGCGGCGGCCGAGGCGGAGGCCGAGACGGCAGCCCUCCAGGAGAAGGAGCAGGAUGACACGGCCGCCAUGCUGGCUGACUUCAUCGACUGUCCGCCUGACGACGAGAAGCCACCGCCGGCCCCGGAGCCUGAUUCCUAG